This is a messenger RNA of Cyprinodon variegatus (sheepshead minnow), 2818 nucleotides long. RefSeq names its product MAP kinase-activated protein kinase 2-like (gene mapkapk2a). NCBI's taxonomy places the organism in Eukaryota, Metazoa, Chordata, Actinopteri, Cyprinodontiformes, Cyprinodontidae. The record is from RefSeq and is a predicted model, not a curated record. The transcript has 7 exons. Gene Ontology annotation, biological process: response to cytokine; cellular response to vascular endothelial growth factor stimulus; peptidyl-serine phosphorylation. Gene Ontology annotation, cellular component: nucleus; cytoplasm. Gene Ontology annotation, molecular function: ATP binding; mitogen-activated protein kinase binding; calcium/calmodulin-dependent protein kinase activity. Bases 536 to 1393 code for a protein of 285 amino acids.
CUCUCCGCUGGAAACUGAAGUGUGAUUGUCGAUGCUGUGGGUGUCCGACUUUCUCUGUCAUUUUCUAUUUUCUCUGAGCUUUCGCUCGUCUUUAAAUCCGUCUUUUAGGUUUCCUGUUUUUUAAAAAGUGAAACAAACCUUUAUAGGUGACUUAGGAUAUGUUUUAAAAAACUUCUUUCUGCGUUUUUUUUUUUUUUUUAGAAACCGAUGGAAGGCGGACACCGAGAUGGAGAAGCUAACCGAUAGCUCACUGAUUAGCCUAGAAGCAUAGCUCGCGGAUAGACUCCAGCUAGCAUGCUAACAACUGUCUAAUUUAGCUUUUAUUGGCUAACAGGGAGGCUUCUUUUACUGACACCAGAGUUAUUCUCGUUUGUCUUGUUUUUUUAUUUUUUAUUUUAUCGUGUUCGGUUUGUGUGGGGACAGGGAAGCCAGGAAGACUCGAUUAUCUGGUCAAAAAAAAGGAGAACGGCGCGGCUUUUUGUCGAGAAGCGGCGGCUAGGUGAUCUUACUAGCUCUGUCAACCAGACUGGACAUUAUGCUGUCUAACGCUCAGAACCAGCCACUGUUUCCCAUCCCGGCGGGCCAGCAGAACCCCACGGGCCAGUUCCACGCCAGACCCCACCUACAGAUCCAUAAGAACGCCAUAACGGACGAAUACAAGAUAACCGGCCAGGUGUUGGGACUUGGGAUCAAUGGCAAGGUGGUGGAAAUAUUCCAGAGGAAGACCGGAGAUAAAUAUGCUUUAAAGAUGCUGCAGGACUGUCCCAAAGCACGCAGGGAAGUGGACCUUCACUGGAGGGCUUCGCCGUGCGCCAAUAUCGUGCGCAUCAUCGAUGUUUAUGAGAACCUCUAUCAGGGCAAGAAGUGUCUGCUUAUUGUCAUGGAGUGUAUGGACGGCGGUGAGCUUUUCAGUCGAAUCCAGGACAGAGGAGACCAGGCCUUUACAGAGAAAGAGGCCUCUGAUAUCAUGAAGAGCAUAGGAGAGGCCAUCCAGUUUCUACAUGCAAUCAAUAUUGCACACAGGGAUGUUAAGCCAGAGAAUUUACUGUAUUCGUCGAAGAGGCCAGGGGCUCUCCUGAAACUCACAGACUUCGGCUUUGCUAAGGAGACGACCUCACACAACUCUUUAGAUACUCCCUGCUACACACCGUACUACGUUGGUAAGAGGCAGCUCUUCUGUCAAUCAAUGGAGGUUCCCCAGACCCCACUUCACACCAGCAGGGUUCUAAAGGAAGAGAGGGAUGCAUGGGAGGAAGUCAAGGAGGAAAUGACCAGUGCCUUGGCAACGAUGAGGGUCGACUACGAGCAAAUCAAAAUCAAGACCAUCGAAGACUCAAACAAUCCACUGCUAAAGAAAAGGAGGAAGAAAGCCUCAACAACCGCUGCCCACUGAGAGCGUGGGGCCUGCAUGCACACAUUAAACACCAGGUUGAGAGGAGAAAGCAAUAAUUGUCGACACGAGUCGCACUGCAUGGAUUUUCUCAGUGUCUUAUUUUUCCUAGCAAAUUCUGAAGUUUUCUAUGUGUUUUUUUUUCUUCUUUUUUGUUACUCGGCCAUUUUAACAAGCUCGCCACGCUGCUCCCUGCAGGGUGAUGAGCAGGUAGACGUUUUUACUCCGGAUAAAUAUUAUGAAAUGCAGAGGAACAGGAGAGGGAGACAGGAAGUGGUGUUUGGGAUCCUUCUCUCUCUCUUCUCUUUUCACAAUAUCAGGUUGCAUACUCAGAGGGGCUUCCAAUGUUGGAAUAAAACAUGGAGCCUUAGUGUUAGCUGUAGUUAAAUUUUACCCCCUUAUCCGUAAAUGUUUUAUCUUGUGGCUAAUUCCCCAAAAAAUGGAAAUAAGCAAAGGUUUCUUUCCGUAUACAUGCAAAAUUAGCAGAUGUAUUUUGAACUGACAAGAGGAAUGUAAAAGUUGCCUUCCCAGCCUGUGGGAGUUGGCUAUAUUCUGACAGGAAGUGUCUGUCUGGUUCAGUUUGUCUUUAUGAAUGUUAAACUGAGGCCUAUGCACUCAAACAAGGGAACUGCGCCACUGACUGAGCACCUCAGUCGUAGCCCUUCUCUCCUAGCUAAAUAGGUGCCGGUCAGACAGAACGUUUUUCUUUUCCAUGUAGCUCACCGGAGAGGAGGCAAACGAUACUGUAUUUUUUCAUAUAUUUCUAAGACAGUUAUAGCCUAGGCCUUACUGAGUAUUACUUAUUAUUGCAAAUAGCUUUUAACCCCUUUUUGGCUUUUUUUUUUAUUUGUUUUGGUCAUUUAAGCUUUUACCAAUUUUACCCCUCUGAUUGGGAAAUAUCGGCAGAUUGUUUUUCAGGUCAAUGCUAUGCAGAUGUCUGUCAGUUUGGGAUAGUGUUGAUUUCAAAUGUGUUGGGAAGAUGUCAUGCAUCAAUAAGGGGGUUUAUAUAAGGAAUAGGAGGUUGGGUGUUUAAACUUAUUCCUCCUGCCUUCUUCCUGAGUGAGGACCUCUAGCAGGUUACCACACUGCUCCCUCCAUCACUGAUUGGUUGUAAAUCUGCCAGGACACUUCCUAACUCACUUGGGAUCAUAGAAAGUUAUCAAUAAAUUUAUCAUUUGGGUUUUUGUUUUUGUUACUAUGUAAAAUCACACCCACCUUAGUAUUUGAACCACACGGAUGAAUCGCUCACAGUGAGAGUGCUUUGGGUUGGGUUUUUGUUUUGACCCCUCAGCAUCACAUUUUUGUAGUGAAGCACAGAUGUGUCUGUCUUUAGGCUCGUCUUAGAGUCAGUUCAGCUCCACCUGUCAUACUUUUUGUCUGCUUCAGCUUUGGAUUAAAAAACCUCAUGUAAAACAACCUGUUUCUUUA